This is a messenger RNA of Hydractinia symbiolongicarpus, 3044 nucleotides long. RefSeq names its product 6-phosphogluconolactonase-like. The record is from RefSeq and is a predicted model, not a curated record. The transcript has 2 exons. NCBI's taxonomy places the organism in Eukaryota, Metazoa, Cnidaria, Hydrozoa, Anthoathecata, Hydractiniidae. Gene Ontology annotation, molecular function: protein binding; 6-phosphogluconolactonase activity. Bases 702 to 1754 code for a protein of 350 amino acids.
UCACAAUAGAAAAGUUUAUAUACAGGACUACAGUAAGGAAUAUACUUUAUGGAUCACCAUAAAGUAUAUUCCUCACUGUAUUUUAAUCCAUGUGAGAAUUAUCCCCAAGGUAGAUAAGGAGAAAAAAAGAUUAUAUUGGGUUUUUCAGGGAAUUUGUAUCCUACUCGUUAAAUCAUGGAUUAAAUGCUUUUCAAAAAAUCAAUUUAAUCCAUUCCCAAAUUAAAUGCUUCCAAAAUUUGUUGGACGAGGUAUACAUGCGCAGUCUUAGAUUUCAUAAUUGUCUAAAAACCUAUCCUAAAAAUUUGACCCUAUCUGACUCUUUUUGUCUCUUAAACUGGUGUCAGGCAUCCAUCAGCUAUUCUCAUGUCAUUCCUUUCUAAACAUUCAGGACCUUUAUUCAAGCAGAUCCUAUCCUGCAAGUUACACUCCUACAAACAUGCUGCCUUUAAAAUCAUCUUCACACCAUCAUAUAUCACCAGGUGCAUAUGUAUACAUCAUUAAUGCUGGCUAAGAGACAAGAUAAUUUUGGAGGGUGGUAUAUUGCAGAUUUUAUUCAUAAAAUAGUAUUUUUACCAGCUUUGGCAGGCAAUAACCAAUAUCAAGCAGGAAUAAGUUGGUACUGUAACAGCAUUUUUACUUAACACAACAUUUUUUUAACCUUUGUGUAGUUAUAUUUUCUUUUUAGUGAUAUUAUUUUCAAAAUGAAGUAUCUUGUUCUCGUUGGUGGGUUUGGUAAAAGUAUUGAAACUUUUAUACUGGAAAUUACUGAACAACCAAGUCUUACAUUUAACAAAUCUUUUGAGGUAGAUGACAAACCAGCAUUUUUAGAUGCAGUUGACGAAAAGAUUUACUGUGUUCAUGAGGUUUCAUCAUACAAAGGAGAAAAAAGUGGUGGUUUAUCUCACCUUAAGGUUGAUGGAACCAGUUUAUUGUAUAUUCAAUCACAAUUCUCCUGUGGGGAAGACCCUUGUCAUAUUACCAUUAAUUCCAAAUAUAAUUGUGCAUAUGUUACUAAUUAUGCAUCUGGACAUUUUGCUGUAGCAAAAGUAAAAGAGAAUGGCUUUCUUGGUGGUGGGUUGUACAUUGAAAGUUAUGAUAAUGGUAGUGGUGUGAAUCAAGAACGACAAGAGCAAAGCCACCCACAUGGCACAUGUUUUAAAGGGAAAUAUGUCUAUGUUGUUGACUUAGGGGCUGACAAAAUCUGGCAUUACCAACAUGGUAAUGGAACAGAAUUUAAUACUGGAAGUCCUGCUUUUACUGACACGCCCCCAGGGUCUGGACCAAGGCACAUGGUUUUUCAUCCUACUUAUAACGCUGCUUUUUUGGUAACGGAGUUGAGUAAUGAGGUUUUAGUUUAUAAAUUUAAGGAAAGUAAUGGUAGCUUGGAGAUGAUUGAGUCGUAUAAGUUUCUUUUCAAUGACCAAGAAGGUGAGAAUUACGGUGCAGAGAUAGCAGUUCACCCAAAUGGAAAGUUUUUAUAUCUAAGCAACCGUGUCAAUGGAGCUUUGGUGUCCUUCCGUAUUAAUAGCAAUAUGAAAUUGGAAAAAAUCGAGUGCUUCCCAACUCUUGGUACAUGGCCUAGGCAUUUUGGUAUUGAUCCUUCAGGCAGAGUAUUAUUGUGUGCAGAUCAAUUUAAGGAUCUAAUUGAAGUCUUAGCUAUUGAUGAACAGUCUGGAAAACUUGAGAGGAUUCAAACCGUUGAUUGCAAGAAUAGGCCAUCAUGCGUAAUUUUUAAAUCCCUUCCAUCAACUUAAUAGAGUAUGUUUCUUUGCUACUGAAUUUUGAUAAACAACACUGCAAAAAAGUAAUUAAAGAGCUUGGGACCUAUAUAAGAACUUUUAGGGAAGAAAAUUUUGCUGCAUGAAAAUUUUGCAGUUUUAAGUCUAAAAGGUAGUAAACAGCAAAAUUAAAAUGCCACGAAAAAUGCAGUUUUUGCUUGACUGAAUUUCUCACAUCUCCCCUAACAGCAAAAUUUUCAUACCACGAAAUUUUCAUGCUAUUAAGCAAUUUAAAAUCCUGGCAUUUUCCUUAUUUUCAGAAAAUUUUCUGCUAGAUUACAUAGAAAAUAAUUUACAAAGAGGAGGUGUGGUUUGUGGUUGCUACUACGAUCAACGUAGCCUGUUAAGUCUUUGAGAAUAGUCUACUAGGUUUUCAUCCUUAAAAAUUAUAGAGACAUUUUCUCUGUGUUUUGGUAAAGGUUGUUUGCUGAUAACUAUUUUUUGUUUCCAAUAUAAUUUGAAUCUGCAAAUUUGAUUUCUACUCAACCUCGAUUUAUUGUAAAUGUUAACGAUUGAUUUUUAUACAUAUUAAAUUUUAUAGAAAUAUACAUUUAUUCAAACAAUAGUGAUAUUUUUACUCCCUUCUCCAUUCAACGCUUAGAAAUUAUUGCAAAAAGAGGAUUGUUAUUAGAGGUUAUUUUUGUUUUCACAACUUAUAAUUUUUAUUUACACUUAACUUAUUGAUAAUAUUUGGUAACUCAUGACUAUUUGUAAAAGUUAGUAAACGUCCUUUCGUUAUCGUUAUAUUUCGUUUAUAAUGUAACUUUUUUUGCUUUGCAAAAUUAAGUACUGCAAGAUUAGUAUAAUUUCUGUCGUUAUUUGCAGAUCUAUAAUUGUUUACUUUUUGUGUUUUCAGAAUUUUUAUAAAUGUUGCAUUCUAAAUUUUGCUGCUGUGUAUCUCACGUGAUUCUUUUUGUUUCAUAACUAAUGCUACAAUUAAGUGCUGUUUGUAACAUCUAUUAAUCAAAAAAUAUUCUAAUUCAAAAAAAAAAUGAUAACUUGUAUAACUUUUUGUUUUAAUUAUUAGAAUUGUAUAUUUGUGUGAUCUAACAGGACAAUAUGCAAGUUGUAUAUCUUAUACUAAAAUUUUCUUGUUCAUAAACUUCUGUUGUGGGACUCAUAAGUUGUAUCUAUGGCUAGUUUUAAAAAUACUUUGUAUUUAAAGGUCGAUAUAUCAAUAAAGAAUGGCAACUUCGAAGUUGGUAUGUCUUGUUACUGGUGGAGCUUCUGGAUUGGGAAGAGCAACAGCUGCUCGAUUGGCGAAAA